Messenger RNA from Heterostelium album PN500, 657 nucleotides. It is a transcript of the gene vamp7A, whose product is annotated as synaptobrevin family protein. The record is from RefSeq and is a predicted model, not a curated record. The transcript is spliced from 4 exons. The coding region runs from base 1 to 657 and encodes 218 amino acids. Lineage: Eukaryota; Evosea; Eumycetozoa; Acytosteliales; Acytosteliaceae.
AUGACACUCUUAUAUGCAUCAGUCGGUUAUAAAGGUAGUGUUCUCGUUGAACACUAUGUUGAUCACGGAAAUUUCGUAGAUACUGCUAGAACACUUCUCACCAAGAUUCCAGCUUAUGCCAAAAAGAGUUAUUCAGUUGGAGGUCAUAACUUCCAUUAUAUAUCAGAGAAUGAAUUGGUGUUCUUGUGUUUCUGUCAUGAGAAACUUGGAUUCUCAACACCAUUCGACUUCUUGAUGGAUAUUCAAUCGAGAUUCAUUGCAUCAUACGGACACAACUUGCCUUUCAAUGCACCACCAGCAACCUACGAUCCAUUCGGUAGAGUUUUAGAAGAGAGAAUGAGAUAUUUUUCAAAUCCACAAUCAAAUAAAAUUAAUAUGAUCAAAGAUCAAGUCAGUGUCGUAAAGGAUGAACUGACUACAACUCUAGAGAAAACAAUGAACAGAGGUGGAAAGAUCGAGAUUAUCGUCGACAAGACAGAGAGAUUACAAGCAGAGUCAUUCCAAUUUAAAUCUGGUGCAACUCAAUUAAAGAGAAAGUUAUGGUGGCAAAACAAAAAGAUGAUGAUUAUUAUCUUUGUUAUAGUAUUUUACAGUCGUAAUCAUCGUUCAUCAACCAACAAAACAAACAAACAACAAUACAACAUCAUCAAAUGCUAG